AUGUCAGAUUACGAUUCGGACGAGGAGCCAACGGCCUCAGACGAGACUGUGCUUAACAAGUAUAAGGUCGCGGCAGAAUGUGCCCACAGUAAUAAUCCUUCCUUCUUCACCUUGUGUUUAAAGUUGUUCUGCAGGAAUUAUUGAAACAAUGCACCGACGGAGCCAACAUAAUCGAGCUCUGCUCUCUCGGCGAUAAACGCAUCGUCGAAGAGACGUCUAAAUUGUACAAAAAGGAAAAAGAGUUAAAAAAAGGUUUGUUUUCUGGUCGAUAUACAACAUUCGCGCAGGCAUUGCCUUCCCGACCACUAUCAGCGUGAACAAUAUCGUGUGUCACUACUCUCCUAUUGAAGGUGAAGAAAAUGCGAUUGUACAGCUGAAGCAAGAUGACUUGGUCAAAAUGUAGUCAACGAUAUAUUUAAUUACUGUUUUCAAGUGAUCUAGGCGCUCACAUUGACGGUUUCGCAGCUGUAGUUGGUCACACGUUUGUGGUCGGCGCCAAGGCGGUAAGUUAACUGGUCAACCUUAUGCUAGUUUCUUAGGAUAACAAAAUCACCGGCCGGAAAGCAGAUGUUAUACUCGCUGCCUAUAACGCUGCCGAAGCCACAAUGCGCCUUCUGAGACCUGGAAAUGACGUAAUAGCCUGUUUCUGAUGAUUUCUGUAGAAUUUCAAAAUUACUGAUGUCAUCUCGAAGGUUGCCAGCGAGUUUAAUUGCAAGCCGGUGGAAGGUACGCCUCAUUCUUUGGGUAAAAUUCCGCGGAAGGCGUUCAGUCCCAUCUUAUGCGCAAGUCGGUUUUUGAUGGCGAGAAAUCCAUUGUCCUCAAUCCGUCUGAAGAACAGAGAAAGGCAGUGGAGAAGUGCACUUUUGAAAUGUACGAGGCCUGGCUCAUUGAUAUCGUCAUGUCAACUGGCGAAGGAAAGACUAAGGAGGAAAACGCUCGUCCGACCAUCUAUAAGAAAAAUGAGACCGUGUACCACCUGAAAAUGAAGGCAUCUAGACGUAUGCUAGUGAAGUUAUACAUAUAUUGUGCUUAGAAUUUUACAGUGAAGUGUCAUCGAAGUUCCAAAUCUAUCCUUUCAACAUCAGGUAUUUUACAAUAACCAAUUGCAACCUUCAGGGGCGUUGA
Messenger RNA from Spirometra erinaceieuropaei, 1125 nucleotides. The record is from the annotation of a GenBank genome assembly. NCBI's taxonomy places the organism in Eukaryota, Metazoa, Platyhelminthes, Cestoda, Diphyllobothriidea, Diphyllobothriidae.